This is a messenger RNA of Sus scrofa (pig), 9801 nucleotides long. It is a transcript of the gene GRIP1, whose product is annotated as glutamate receptor interacting protein 1. Gene Ontology annotation, molecular function: protein binding. Gene Ontology annotation, biological process: neurotransmitter receptor transport, endosome to postsynaptic membrane. The record is from RefSeq and is a predicted model, not a curated record. NCBI's taxonomy places the organism in Eukaryota, Metazoa, Chordata, Mammalia, Artiodactyla, Suidae.
GUCAAAUCAGAGCUACAGCUGCUGGUCGGCACCACAGCCACGGCAAUGACAGAUCCGAGCCACGUCUGCGACCUACACCACAGCUCAGGGCAACGCCGGAUCCUUAACCCACGGAGCAAGAGUUUUCACAGUUUUAAUAUUCAGUGACCAUACUAAGUUUUACUAUGCUUUCUAUCUGUGACUCUACCCUUUUAUUUUCUGUACAUUAUAUGGAAAGGCUUUUGAUCAUCUCUUAAAUUUCAAAUUAUUUAUUAGAAGUAGGUGCAAGGAUCUAACUUCAUCAUCUGGUGCCAUCAGUGCGCUAAUUUAAACACCUGUUAUUAAACACAUAUCUAAGUAAAUAUUAUUUUUAAGACUGUUCAUGUUGAAAUUAUGGCUGAUCUCUAAAUUUCAUUUAGACUAAUACAGGGCUAUAUUACAAAUCAUUUGCUGCAGUAAAGUGGUGUUGGGUCUGACAGGGUUAUUGCCAGGAACCAGAGUGUUUUCCCUUCCUACUCUGCAUCUUCAGUAUGUCUGAGUGUCUCCCCUGUGGUCACAGAGAGUCGUCUGCAGUUUUUUUGGCAUCACGUGUAAAGUUUUUGGCAUCAUGUAUAAAGACAUGGCAUCUAAAAGGGCCAGAUGGAUUUAACAUCUCAAAGAUUUCUCUGAUAGACUGGAUGGUCCAUAGUACUUCUCAGAAAAUACUCUAACCAUUAGUCAAUCUAAAUAAACACGGAAGGGCCCUCCUAAUCAGUGAUGUCGGGAAGAUCGCAAAUUGAAGGUCUAAUCUUACUAGUUGAUUUAGUCUUCUUUUCCUAGAAGGAGAUGGAGAAUCUAAUUCAGAAGAGUAUGGAAACCAUGGAACUGCUAUUCAGGCAAUUACCUACUUCCCAGAAAGAAAAAAAAUUAGCUUUUUUUUUUUUUUAAAUAUUUGCUAACAUGUGUUUGCUAUUCUUGGUUGAAGCACAUUUUGUUGAAUAAUUCAACCUGCUUUAUUUUCCCAUGUGACCACAUUUUUUCUAAGGAAUUUAAUUUUAUAGUUUAGAACAGUUAGCACAACUAAACCCAAUUUGUCAUCAUAAUCUGCUUCCUUUACAUGAAAAUACAAGAGAACUAAAAUUUCUCUUAAAGAAACAAGUGUUUUGGAACUGGUAGGGUAGUACCUCAACCAGUGUUCACGGGCAUAAAUUAAUGUCUACAGGGGCCAGGUGGUAACUGCACGAGAGAAUUGGGCCCAGGGGAGGGGACCGUGGCUUAGAGGAAAGUGCAUGUUUAUUUACGGGUGGCAGCCACCACUCAGCUCUGAUCCAUAGUUGCCAUGUUGGAACUGGGCCCAGAGUUGCCAGAUCUUGUGACUUUUCCAGGAAAACAAUUCAAAUGUCUGAUUUAUUUGUGAAAUUCCUAACUUUAAACAUUGGUCCAGUUUUUUAAAAAAAAACAACACUCGAAUGUGAGCCAAACAGAACACAUUUAUGGGAGUUCCCUGUUCUGUGAACUGCCAUUUGCAACCUCUAAAGCAUCUCAUCUGUUUAUACCGUAGCGGGCAGUCUCUGGGGAACAGCACCACUUAGCAGCAUUUGUCUUUCAGGGUGAAAGGACGAUUCUCUUCAGGAACAGUACUGAACAGAAUGGACUUGAAUGAACCUCAUGCCACUAAUAUGUUGAUUGCUAGGGGGUAUUAGUUAAUUAUUGCAUGGCAUCAGCCCUUGUAGAUUUUAGGUUGCUAAACGUGGAAGAUGUAGAAUAGAAUAUGGGGAAAAUUCAGAGGUAUGGCCCCAGGAAGAUUGAUUAAAGGAUCCCUCUCCUCAGUGCACCAGCCCUCAGGCAGGGUAGCAGGUGUCUUUGUAUCUUUUGUAUUGUGACACAUACACAGCUCCCCUGCCCUCACAUCUUACGCUGCCACAUUUCUUCAUUCUCUGUGUUCAAAGGAGACCUCCUCUAAAUAGCAGAUGCCCUAUCCCUGCUUCCCAGGCCUCUAUGAUUGUUUUAACAGGGCUGUUACCGCCUCUGCUGUAUUCCUCCACAUAUGUGGCUGAACUCUAAACUCUUCCUUAGCACCACCAAAUCUCAUCUCGUGUAAUAAUUUUGCCAUUCUGAUCAAAUACCAAAAGGGUAACCUCUUGAAGAAGAUCCUUCAAUACUAGGAAAACAAUAGAAAGGCGCUUAAGCAUAAUUCCUGUGUGUUUCUGGAAACAGUUUGGUGUGGCGAUAAUUUUACUUGGCAUUGGUUCUCCUUCAAAAAUGGUUGCUUACUCCUGCUUGGGAAACGCUCCGUCUCUUUAAAACCUGAAAUUAAAAAUCAGUAAACUGUGGUGGAAUGUUUUAAGGAUGCUCUGCAAAAAGGAUCAUUAUCUGUUCUAUAAUAUUAGUCCUUUCAGAUUGAACUGGGAACUAAUAGCUACAAAGCUUCAAUAAUGUGGAUUAUAAUAAUUUAGGAGUUAGAAUAAUUCAGGAGUGGUUGGGUAAAAUAUGUGACCUGCAUAGUCUCUGGGGGACAAGUGUAGGUGACAGAUUAAUCAUGUAAACCAGGAUACAUGUUCAGCCCAAUUAAAAAGUCAGCUAUUUUCAAGCCCCACUUCAAUAGCAAAUAUAUGUAGUAAACAAUCUCUGAAAGCAAAUGAUUCUUAGAUAGACAAGAUAAUCUCUGCAUUUGUAUGAAAAAAAAUGCCUGGUGCUAGGUAAUAUUUGGGAUUACUUCGUGAUCUUGGAUAAACCAAAACACUUUUGAACCUUCUUUCUUCUUCUGUUCAGGAAUCACCGUAUUAUAAAGGUUGUUAGGAUUAAAUGAAAGGAAAGGUUAUGUAUUAUUAUUAUCAUAUAUCUAGUGACCUCUUCAAGAUCUAGAUUCCAGGUCUUCAAAAUUUUAGUUCACUGGUUUUGAACUAUUCUAGUUUAUUUUGCUUGAGGGAGUCGGAAUAAUAAGUAUUUCAAACCUGUAGACAAGUGCUUUUUUUUGUUUAAAGAUGUUCAUGAAACAUUUUAUAGUACCUUUUUGUCAGUGUCAUUAAGUGUGUGUUUCUCUUCAUGGACUCACUCAUAAAGCAUUUAAAAAAAAAAAGGGACAGCGAUAAGAAUAGGGGAAAUUCAUGUAAUCAUUGAGAUUAACUGUAAAUCUAACUUUACACGUUUUAGAGCUGAAAUGUUCUUGAUUGAUGAAUUUUUACCUCUUUGAAUAAACGUCUCCCUGCUACAAGUAGCAAUUGAUAUCUGAAACUAGAGAACUGCCAAAAUCCAGAAGAAAGACAGAUUGCCUAUGAAUCUAAGAACAGAUAAUGCAAAGUGCAAUCCCUUCCCUCUGGGGUGUUCCUACAAACUUAAUAUGGCAUAGAUAUUGAAUGACCUUUAUACUGUAAGACGAUUUUUAAAAAAUUACGUUUCUGGGAAUAUGGAACUAUAAAAUAUUAUUAGUUUAGUAGGUAAUAUGCUGACAUAUUUGAUUAAUUGUGUUGUAAAUGAGUCGAAUUUUUCCUGGUGUUAAAAAUUCACAUUCUUUAAAGACCUAAAAAGAAACUGGGAAAAGAUUAUCCAUGAUUAACGCCGACCUGUCUAGACUUUAGAGCACCUCUUUCGUCUAGUCUGAAGUGUUUCUGAUUGUUGUACUUUUAAAAAAAUGGUUGUGAUUAUAGAGACAGAGAAUGAACAGGAUGUGAGCGUUUUUCAAAACUUCUCCCCAUCUUCACCAAAAAGAACUACACUUUAUUUGCUGUUUAUUCCAUUUGUUUCCGUGUUUUUUUAAAAAAAGUGUAACAGCUCAGUAAAUUUAUAUUUGAGUUCCGCGUAAGCAGAGUUGGAUUUUUGUUAUUUCUUUCCCCCGCAAGCCAUGUAGUUUCCUUUCUUUGCUGAUUAAGGUAUGCUGCUACUAAGCCUAUGAGAAGCCUCUCUGUGAAGUGCAUUUUAAUAUUUAGAUCAAACAGCGAUUGGAAUACAUUAAUGCCCAGUGGGUAAAUGUGUCGUUUGAAAGCAGCUGCUGAGCCUUCUCCCUGCUGCUCCAAUUAACACAUACUGCACACUUUUGUCAGCAAGAGCCAGUGCAUAUGGAUGAAACCACUUUGCAGCUCAUUGAUACGAUAUGCAAGAGAGCGCGAAGGGUUAAUCAGCCUGCCCGUUGCAAACAAUGGCUUGCCCUGACGUUUCCCAAGCACGUGCUUUGCCGUAAAGGGUGCUAGGCUCUAGGGGGUGGGAUUAGCAGGUAGGGGAAAGGUCGGUUAGUCUCUAGCUUUGGUUCAGUCCAUUGAUUAACAAGUUGCCCCGCCCCUCUCUUCUCCUACACCCCCACCCCUGAUGCUGGAGACAUUGGAUAGUGAAAUGUGGCGCUGGGACUCCUCGCAUCUCAGCUGAAUCUCUCAUUGAACUUUUUUGUUUUGUUUUGAAGCCGUUUGAAGUCCAAGGCUUUGCUAUAUAUUUUUUCUCUUAGUCCUUCAUUAUCAUUUCACUUUCUCUCUCUUUUCCUUUUUUUUUUAAAAAAAUUCUUUCUAAAUUGCACACUUGACAGUUUUUUAUUGGGCAAAGUAAGAAACCUUGUCAGGGUAAAGCCACAUCGCUGUUAUUUUGUCCUCUCCCCUGGCUGAAAUCUCUGCAUUGGUGGCGGCACAGAGGCAGAUAGAAGGGUAGUGCGUCCUGAGCCCCAGGUUCUGUGUUGGGCAUUCAUGCUCCACCUGCUCCCCGAGCAGCUGUGCUGUUGCUCCGCUCUGGGGCUGGCUGAGCCAGGCUGUGCCUUGAGCGAAAGAUGGACCGCUUCCUGGGUUUUGUCAAGCAGAUAAGAAGAUCUAGGAGAAGAAAGGGGAAAAAGUACCGACCAGAAGAGGAUUACCACGAGGGCUAUGAGGAUGUCUAUUAUUACGCUUCAGAGCAUUUUCGAAAUGAGAGUCCCUACACUAAAUCCGCCAGCCAGACAAAGCCGCCUGAUGGAGCGUUGGCUGUGAGGAGACAGAGCAUCCCAGAGGAAUUCAAGGGCUCCACCGUGGUUGAACUGAUGAAGAAGGAAGGCACUACCCUCGGGCUGACGGUCUCGGGCGGAAUCGAUAAGGAUGGCAAACCCAGAGUAUCUAAUCUGCGGCAAGGAGGAAUUGCUGCUAGAAGUGACCAGCUGGAUGUGGGUGACUAUAUCAAAGCCGUGAAUGGCAUCAACCUGGCCAAAUUCCGCCAUGACGAGAUCAUCAGCUUGCUGAAGAACGUCGGGGAAAGAGUGGUCCUGGAAGUCGAGUAUGAGCUGCCGCCAGUCUCUGUCCAAGGAUCGGGUGUUAUUUUCCGAACAGUGGAGGUCACGUUACAUAAAGAAGGAAAUACCUUUGGUUUCGUGAUACGAGGGGGAGCACACGAUGAUAGAAAUAAAUCUCGUCCAGUUGUAAUAACGUGUGUUCGUCCUGGAGGGCCUGCUGACAGAGAGGGCACCAUCAAGCCUGGUGAUAGGUUGCUCAGUGUGGAUGGAAUUCGGCUUCUUGGAACCACGCAUGCUGAAGCCAUGAGUAUUCUCAAACAGUGUGGACAAGAGGCAACGCUGCUGAUAGAAUACGAUGUCUCAGUCAUGGAUUCUGUGGCAACAGCAUCCGGGCCACUCCUAGUGGAAGUUGCCAAAACUCCCGGUGCCAGCCUUGGGGUGGCCCUAACUACCUCGAUGUGCUGUAACAAACAGGUCAUUGUCAUAGACAAAAUCAAAUCUGCAAGUAUUGCAGACAGAUGUGGGGCUCUGCACGUGGGCGAUCACAUCCUGUCCAUCGAUGGGACCAGCAUGGAGUACUGUACACUCGCGGAAGCCACCCAGUUCCUGGCCAACACCACCGACCAGGUCAAGCUCGAGAUCCUUCCCCAUCAUCAGACCCGCCUGGCCCUGAAGGGACCUGACCAUGUGAGAAUUCAGAGGAGCGACAGGCAACUUACCUGGGAUUCCUGGGCCAGCAACCACUGCAGCCUCCACACCUACCAUCACUAUAACACGUACCACCCUGACCAUUGCAGAGCGCCGGCCCUGACAUUCCCGAAAGCACCUCCUCCAAACAGCCCUCCAGCUUUGGUGUCCUCAUCCUUCUCUCCUACCUCCAUGAGUGCGUACAGCCUGAGUUCCCUGAACAUGGGGACUUUGCCUCGAAGCCUCUACUCCACGAGCCCACGUGGAACCAUGAUGAGGAGGAGACUGAAAAAGAAAGACUUCAAAAGCUCACUGUCUUUAGCCUCUAGCACAGUGGGCUUGGCUGGGCAGGUUGUUCACACAGAAACCACAGAGGUUGUGCUGACAGCAGAUCCUGUCACGGGAUUUGGGAUUCAACUGCAAGGCAGCGUGUUUGCCACGGAGACCCUCUCUUCUCCACCUCUAAUUUCCUAUAUUGAAGCUGACAGCCCAGCAGAGAGGUGUGGAGUGCUACAGAUUGGAGACAGAGUGCUGGCCAUUAAUGGAAUUCCCACUGAAGACAGCACCUUUGAGGAAGCCAAUCAGCUUCUCCGAGACUCUUCAAUCACAAGCAAGGUCACAUUGGAAAUUGAGUUUGAUGUUGCAGAGUCUGUCAUCCCGAGCAGUGGAACAUUUCAUGUAAAGCUCCCCAAGAAGCACAAUGUGGAACUUGGAAUUACCAUCAGUUCACCAUCCAGUAGAAAACCAGGAGACCCGCUUGUCAUAUCAGAUAUCAAGAAAGGCAGUGUGGCACACAGAACUGGAACCCUGGAACUUGGGGAUAAAUUACUCGCCAUAGAUAACAUACGGCUGGACAAUUGCUCCAUGGAAGAUGCAGUUCAGAUCCUCCAGCAGUGUGAAGACCUGGUGAAGCUCAAAAUCCGCAAAGAUGAAGAUAAUUCAGAUGAGCAAGAAAGUUCCGGAGCAAUUAUUUACACCGUGGAGCUCAAGCGCUAUGGGGGGCCCCUGGGCAUCACGAUUUCAGGAACCGAAGAGCCAUUUGAUCCUAUAAUCAUUUCAAGCCUCACCAAAGGGGGAUUAGCUGAAAGAACCGGGGCAAUCCACAUAGGAGACCGAAUCCUAGCCAUCAACAGCAGCAGCUUGAAAGGGAAGCCUCUGAGUGAAGCCAUUCAUUUGUUACAGAUGGCAGGAGAGACUGUCACCUUGAAAAUUAAGAAGCAGACAGAUGCCCAGUCAGCAUCAAGUCCCAAGAAAUUCCCUGUUUCCAGCCACCUGAGUGAUCUCGGAGAUGUGGAGGAGGACCCGUCUCCGGCACAGAAGCCAGGCAAACUCACUGACAUGUACCCUUCCACUGUGCCCAGCGUGGACAGUGCGGUGGACUCGUGGGAUGGCUCUGGAAUAGACGCCAGCUAUGGGAAUCAAGGCAGGUUGAUUUCCAUGGGACUGGGGUCGUCCAAAGGUGACAAGGUCUCUGCUGGUGAUGGCACUGGCUUUCAGGCCUCAGGUUACAACUUCAAUACCUAUGACUGGAGGAGCCCCAAACAGAGGGGCAGUUUGUCCCCGGUCACCAAGCCGCGAAGCCAGACUUACCCAGAUGUGGGGCUGAGUAAUGAAGACUGGGACCGAUCCACAGUCAGUGGCAGUUUUGCAGGGGCUCCCGACAGCACAGAGGCCGAGCAAGAGGAGAACUUCUGGUCCCAAGCGCUGGAGGAUUUGGAAACCUGUGGACAGUCAGGAAUCCUGAGAGAACUCGAGGAGAAAGCUGACAGGCGUGUGUCUUUGAGAAACAUGACUCUCUUGGCAACAAUCAUGUCGGGGAGUACGAUGAGUUUGAAUCACGAGGCCCCUACACCUCGCAGUCAGCUGGGGCGACAGGCCAGCUUCCAGGAACGGAGCAGCUCACGGCCACACUAUAGCCAAACCACUCGGAGCAACACUCUGCCCUCAGAUGUGGGCAGGAAGUCUGUCACCCUGAGGAAAAUGAAACAAGAAAUAAAGGAGAUCAUGUCCCCAACGCCUGUGGAGCUGCACAAGGUGACCCUGUACAAGGGUUCGGAAAUGGAGGACUUUGGGUUCAGUGUAGCAGACGGCUUGUUGGAGAAGGGAGUAUAUGUCAAAAAUAUUCGCCCAGCUGGGCCAGGAGAUCUUGGUGGCUUGAAGCCCUACGACAGGCUCUUACAGGUUAAUCACGUCCGAACAAGAGACUUCGACUGCUGCCUUGUUGUGCCCCUCAUAGCAGAAUCUGGUAACAAGCUGGACCUGGUAAUUAGCAGAAAUCCACUGGCUUCACAGAAGUCCACAGAACAGACUCUACCGGGAGGAGAAUGGAGUGAACAGAACAGUGCUUUUUUCCAACAGCCUAGCCAUGGUGGUAAUUUGGAGAUACGAGAACCCACUAAUACAUUAUAGCAAUGCUUUUUAUAAAGCAGGACAAAAGACAAUAUCUACAUGGUGCUAAAAAAAAAAAUCCCUUUAAGAUUUCUGUGCCAUUUGAUGCACAGAUAAUCACGUGGCAUUAACUGCAAGCACAGGGGUCUUUUAAAUCUCAUGGCUCAUGUUCACGUCCCUUUUCAAGUUGAAGAGGUUUCUUUGUUGACGAUCACUAAGGUAUAUGACAGGCAAUCCCCUGCCAAGCUCAAGGGUACAGAAAAAAACAAACAAAAAACAGGCAGGCCACCCCCUCUCCACAAUUAACAUCAGAGAAAGUUUUGUACAAGUUCAUCUUCCUAUUCCUUUUUAAAAAAGAAUGUCUGUUUGAAAAUAUUCUCGAUGAUAAUUUCCUUAAUUCACUCUGAAAUCAGUUUCUUACUAUGAAGUCAUUCAUGCAAGAAGUUAACCAUCAAGGCUUUUCAUAAAACUGGCUCUACUAGGAGAACUGGUUUGGUGAACUGCUGGGACUGCUGCUAUGGGAGGGGGACAGGUAUAAAAUUAUCUUACAAUGUUUCAGCAAGAUGCACGUAGGAGACCAUGAUAGGUGGUGGUAAAUGUUUUUGCCCAAGUAUAGGAAUGAUUUUAACUAAGAUGUAUGCUAUUCCCUAUGCAACAAAUUAUCAAACAGGAUAUGUCUUGUGACCUGUUUUUUUCUUUUAAGGACACAUUUUAAUAGCUAAAAAAAAAAAAAUCUCUGAUAAUGAAAUAGGGUGUUUAGUAACACUGAGAAUUAGUUAUUUUUAAAAUUCAAGACUAAGCAUUUAAGAGAAUGAAGAGUCUAUUAAAAUGAGGUUUAUCUUAUGGAUAGGCAACUCAAACGCAUACUGCUUGACAUGUUUUGAAAACUGGUUCUAUUGAGGGGUGUAUAGCACAUGUACUUAAAAAUGACACUGGACUGUCUUUUGUUCUGAGCCAUGCCACCGAAAUUGUAAAUACAUUUUCCACAAAAUGCAUUGCCAAUUAUUACCAUCCCUCAAAGCAAUAAAUUGUGACAGUUGCUUUUCAUGUUUGUUAGCAACUGUUUUCAUUUGUUCAGCUAUUUUGAAUAGUUACACUAAUAACUGUUAUUUGGUGAAUAUAAAAAAAAAAUAGAUCUGUAUAUUGACUGUAGAAUCUCCAUACUGAAACAGUUAUUUUCCAAACAUUUUUAUUUUGGUCAAUAAUUCAAACAACUGCUUAGGUAAAGCAUUUGAACACUGUGUCCUUUGUUUAAGGAAAAAGUUCACCUUUCUUUUUGUGCGAAGAAAUAUAUUAUUUCAAUCACAUUUCAGAACCGCCAGGGUGAGAAAGUAUAAAGCAGAAUCAUGUUAAGAAAAAAAAGGAUCAUGAGUCACUUAAAUAUGUAUUUUUAUUUGUAACAAACAAGUAUUAAACUGUAAAGUAUUUUUGUACAAAUUUAAUACUUUAAUAGCAUGGUAUUUAUCGUCUAUGUAUGGUUUUGGGGAAUUCAAAAUUGUUGCAAAUAUUUGUAUGGAAAAAAAAACCCUCUACCAAAUGGAAUAAACAAACAGUGAUUUUAAAAAGCCAAAAAAAAAAAAAAAAAAAAA